UGGACUCUGAGAGAGCGAAACGAAGUGUCGUUGCUAGUAGUACAGGGGAUGCAGUGACAGUAGGUGGGCGAUACUGUGCUGGAGAAGAAGGUGGGCAGAGGGAGAGAGGGAGGGGGUCUCCUGCUCUGCAAUGGACAUCAUGUUGCUGUCAUUGUCGGCUGUCCUCCUCAGUGUAGCCAUUCAUUUUGCUCUAUUCUGCAGUGUAGCCAGAGCCAUCCAUAUCUGCAAAGGUACGCACACACCAGCUGCAGCCAUCCAAUGCUCUCUGUGUGCCUGUGUGUACGUGUGUACGUGUGUAUGUGUGUGUCAGGUGGUAUAGGUGUCAGUAGACAGCUAUCGUCGAUCGCUUCGUUCGAUGGGCGGCUCCCUCGCCGGUCACAACGAUUGGCAGCAACUGCACUUUGCAAUCGACUGGCCUUGCAACAGGUCAGUGAAUGGACGAUGGACACACGCGCAGAGAGAGAGGGGAUGUGUGUGUGUGUGUGUCUGUGGAUGGGGUCAGUCGUGAUGUGUGUGAGUUCAAUUGGCUGCAUCUGGAGAUCGAUAUCGGUCUGUUCGUGGCCUCGUUCGUCCUCAUGCUCGCCGUCUUCUACCCUGCCACACGAUGGUACGUACGUAUGUGUAUGAGUAUAUGGCCCGCCCGCCCGCCAGACAGCGAAAUGACAAAUAAUAAUAAGCUGCAUUGGCUGGCUGGCCGCCAUCGAUGUGAUUGAUGUGCGUGUGUGACGGUGCUCGCGAUUGAUGCAGUCUGCAAAAGGUGGACCGGCUCGUCUACCUGCGGAUACAGCUGCGCAACAAAAUGCAAAGUCAGCGAGCACACAUCCAUCCAUCCAUCCAUCUGUGUGUGUGUGAAUGUCGUGUGUGCAGGUGCAUUCAAGCUCGAGUACCACCACGGCACGGCCUCAGUGGUAUUCGUGCUGGCAUCGGGGCCGCUGAUACAGUGCGUCAUAUUCGUCAUUCGAUCAAGCAUGUGUGUAUGGGGGCAGACACAGAUAUGACACUCACAAAGACAGAGAGAGAGAGAGAGAGGCGGAGGCCUCAUUUGCACAUUCGCUCCCGUGUGUGUGUCUGUGUGUGUGUGUGGCGAUGUGUCAGGGAGCGUGUGACAAUCACGACCUGGCUGAUCGAGCUGACGGUGGCGGUGCUGUCCUUCCUGAACACCGUCGUCUUCAUUCUCACAUCACGACCGAAGUCAGUCAGCACACAUACACACAGAUGAGUAUGUCUGGCACGCGUGGACGCCUUGGCUUCUGUAGGACUCGUCUGAAGACGCUGGAGAGUCUCUCGUCUGCUUUGGUGUUGGAUGCGCUAAUCUUGCCGAGCAUUCUGUCAAUGCUCUUCUCCAAAACGUGGUCAGUGGACGAAGGCGCCGUGUGUGUAUAUGCAUGCAUCUCUCCGUAUCGGCUGUUCCAGCUUUUCUUUCUCUUUCUUUGCGUCGAUUCGCGUGAUUCAGCUCUACAAAAGGUGUGCAGUCCCGGCACAGAGCAAAUACGUAUGUGUCAGCAUUCUCUGUGUGUGUGUGUGUGUGUGUGUUUGUGUAGGUUUUUGGAUUCCUCGUCGGUGAAGCAGUCGUCCAUCGCGAUGCAGAUCGUCUCGGUGUCGAUACACAUCGGCGUAUUCAUCUAUGUAUGUACGCGCACAUAACCCACCGGACCCACACAGAGACACAGCCGCAUAUAUAUAUAUAUAUCUAUAUCUGUGUGUGUGUGUGCGUCAUUGUCUGAUGCAGUGUUCGGCGUGCAUAUUCCUGUGUCUGGAGCGUGCUGGGAACCCGGAUUUCCUUCGGUUCAGCAUGCCCUUCCAUCUCACCGGUCAGUCAGACAUCGACAGACACAUACAGAGGGAGGGAGAGAGGGAGAGGGAGGGAGAGACAUUGUGUGCAUGUUAUGUGGGUGGAUUUAAAUGCAGAGAUAGAGGGCGACGGUCUUGGGAUUAGCAACGAGGGACUGGACUUCUUCUCGUCGUGCUACUUUGUGAUGGUACCUAUGUGCACAUGCACACAGCACACGUGCGACGCAAUGCAAUUCAAUUCGAUACAGGUGACCAUAUCGACAGUGGGCUAUGGCGACGUAUUCCCCACCACAUCUCUGGUGUGUAUCCUUCACACACACACCACAGACACGCACCACACAGACCGACUCCUGUCACCGGAUGUCCCUCUCUCUCUCUCUCUCUGUGUGUGUGUGUGUGUGUGUGUCUUGAAAUAAAGGGUCGUGCUUUCUCCGUGCUGAUGAUCGCCGGCGGCAUCGCCGCCUUCAGCAUAUCCACACGCGCACUUGUGGAGGCAUUCAGGUCCGUACAUACAAACACACACACGCUCAGACGGAAGAGAACGCUUUCACGUGUGAUUGGGACGCAUGCAGGGUGAACCAGCUUGGCCAUGGGACGUACUCGCCCAAGAAGCGGUUCAAACACAUUGUGGUCACGGGCAACCCCACCGUCAACAUGUGCAAGGCACGUCUACGCACACAAACAUCAGUGUCUCUCUCUACCUCCACACAUGUGUGUCUCUCUCUAUUGGUGUGUGUGUGUGCGUAGGAUUUCAUCACCGAGCUCUACCAUCCGGUGCGGGCAUUGGUUGCAUUCGUGUGUGUGCACACCACACACAUGGGAUGGGACCGGGUGUCACAUAUAUGUCAUCGCAGGACCACUCGGAGGAGUCAGCGCUUAUCGACGUGAUAUUCCUCCUGUCGGGCGGCGAGAAGAGGGGCAGCUACGGUACCUAGUUCACACACAGACGAACACACACACACGUGUGUGUAUGUGUGUGUGUGUGUGUAUAGGUAUGGCUGUGCUCGAGUCGCUCAACAAUUGGCUUCGUCACCGCAGCAACAGACACCUCGCAGAGCGGGUCAACCUGCUGCAGGUCACACACACACACACAGAGGGAGAGAAAGAGAGAGAAAGAUGAGUGUGUGUGUGCGUGUGUGUGUGGUUCCCUCUAUGGGCAGGGAUCCAUCCUUGAGGUAACCUUGUCUACUAUUUUUUGUCUCCCACUUCCGAAUGAACAAUGCGUGUCUCUUUUUCGCUCAUGGUUGAAUCACUGACUAAUCAGCCAUCCGACUUCUGGCGGUCUGCGGCUCCCUCGAGCACCGCCAUCGUCAUAAUCGCAAACCUCUACUCACGGGAGUCAGAGCCAGCAUGCAGUCCCAUAUAUAUAUGGCUGAUAUACAUGUACGCCUUUGUAUAUCUGUGUGUGUGCAGUCCGAACGUGGAAGACUCGGAGAAUGUCGUGAGGGUGCUGAGCGUCAAGCAAAGGUUGCCCGAUGUGCGUGUCAUGUGUCUGCUCAACAAAGCGCAAAACUACUCCCUGCUCAAGACGGCUGGUAGACCACACGGAUGACACACACGGAGAGAGAGAGAGAGAGAGAGAGAAGGAGAGAGAGACACGCACACAAGUUGCUGUUGUGUGUUCAUUUCACAAAGACUUGACCAGAAGGGAUGUGGUGUGCCUCGAUGAGUUCAAGCUGCAGGUCAUCUCUAAGGGAUGCGUCGUGCCAGGUGGGUGAGAAGUAUGGGUGGGGCAGACAGUCCAGUCCUCACACACAAACACACACGCAACGCGAUCGAUGCAGGCUUCUCGGCGCUGAUAUGCAACCUGGUCAAGUCGAUCAGCGACGACGAGAUCGGCAGGGAGGGCGACCCACAAUGGCUGCAGGUCGGCAGGCACAUGACUGCUGUGCUGCGCACAAUGGGUGUGUGGGGUGUGUGUGUCAAAAGGAAUACGACAAAGGCAUCACGAACGAACUGUACGAGCUCCCUUUGUCUCGCGCAUACGUCGGAUGGCAAUUCCAGGCACGUCAGCCCCAUCCACAUCAUCCCCUCAGUGUGAAUGUGCCUCACGUAUCUGUGUGUGUGUGUGUGUGUGUUUGCACAGGAUGUCUUUAUCGACAUAUUGCAGCGCAGCUCCGGGCGGUCCGUGCACCUCAUCGGAUUCAGAGUGAGCUUAUGAGCCAGGAACAAACACCCACACGGACAUGUGUGUGCAUGGUCAAUGCAGUACCCAUCGUGGUAUCGCGCGCCGCCAGAGGAGACACAACAGUGAGACACCAUUCUAUGCACACGCACACACACACACAGACACACAUCCAUGCAAGUGCUUGCAGGCCUGACGACAACCAAAACAGCUCGACAAGGGGGUCCAUCGGGGCAUGGUCUCUCGCAGGUCCGUGUUCAUGUCGAUGCUGUCUACACACAUGCAUUGAAUCUCUUAGUGUGUAUUGUGAGCAGGGUCGCUGAACAUGUCGAUGAAGCGGCAGCACACCCGCUGGGGCGACUGGGGACUCAACGCGCCUGACGGACACGUAAUCAAGGACAGAAUGCACCUGUAUUCUGUGUGUGCGUCUGUGUGUGUAUGUCAUGUGUAGGCCACUGCCAUCUCUCCCUUCCACACGACGAUGACCAACAUCAAAGACAGCAGCAGCAAGGCCGUUGCAGGAGAGCCUAACAGCAACAGCAAAGACGACCCCACAGCCAAAGAGAUCCCCCCCAUCAUCUUCUUCCCCGGCAGCGCCUUCCCCAUCCCUCCACCCACACACGCAAACACACAGGCAGAGGCAGUCGACAACGCCGUCUCCGUCAGUCGACAGCCGAGCUGGUCAAACACAGGUAGGCGCCAAAAGACAAAAGACAGAACGUCAAAAGACUCUCUCUCUCUCUCUCUCUGCCUGUGUGUGCGUGCAUGCUCAUAGAUUCGUCUCGCGUCAGCGGUGAUGAGACGCCCGUCCCCGCACUUUCGCCGAGAGGCGACGACAAGCGUCCCGUCCUCCGGAGACAGCGCACGCAGAGCAUCACCAUGCGCAUGUUCCGGGCUUUCAUUAGGGGCGGGUCGACCACCAUGCACGAGGGUACCCAAUGCAUCCACACACACCACACACAUUGGGUGUGUGGAUGUCUUGUCAGCUCAAGUCGGCUCGCCCGACCCCACGAGCAGAGAGGCUUUCAACCCCAAGACGUCACCCAGAGGUGCGUACGCGCAUCUCUGCAGAGACACACGAAGACACCAAGAUUCACACGUGUUUCUGUGCUGUCGCUUUGUGGUGUUCAAUGUGCAUGUGUAGGAAUAGGUGAGAUGACGGAGAGGGAUGGAGAGAAGCCGACCCAAGAGGCAGACAGCGACGACAACAAGACGCCCUUGGGCGUCGGCAUGAUAUACGGCAUCUUCAUUGCCGGGGUGGGCUGUUAGCUGACAUUCACAUAUUGGACAGUGGGUGAGUUUGUCUGUCUGUCUGUCUAUCUGUAGGAUCGCGAAGCCAUCGUGCAGAAGCCUGAAGACGAGAUAGAGGUUGCGGCACAGACAGAGGAGUCCCCCGCCCCUAAGAUCGUCAACAAAGGCAUGCAUCCCUCAGCCAUUCAUUCACUGCCCACUGUCUCCGCGUGUAUGUGCAGGGUCGAUCCUCAAAGUGGCGCAGACCCUCAUCCACAAAUCAGCCAAGAGACGAUCCGAAUCCAACGAAGCCGAUCACCGGACAGAUCCACCACAACCAGACACAGAGCCACCACAACCAGCACCCCUCCCUGGUGCAGUCUCUGCCCCCUCCCCCUCCCCAGCACCACAACCAGCACCACUGAGGCAUCAGCAGAGCAUACCCCUCUCCACCUGCAGCAAGAGAUCUUCUUUCGCGGACCCACUCCCCCCUCAGCUGCCACCAGCUCUGCCCUCUCCCCCUCUCCCGUCAGACGACCCCCAUCUCGACACGCCAUUCGUCCACUCCGUCACCCAGAAGCAGCCUAUCAACCUUGCAGAGGCGUUCCUCAAGCGAGCGGAGAGCGGCGAUGGUCCCCUUGACCGUCCCAGACUGAGCGUGCCCAGCGUCCCCGCCGUUGCUGACGAUAACGCAGCCGAGACAGCAGAGAACAACGAUGAGUCUGCUCUCACGUUCAGGGGCCAGCAGGUACACCCUGCUCCUGCCUGGCUGGUGGCCAACCGGCGGCUGCUAAAGCGCAAGAAGUCGAGCUUCAUCAUGGAGAAGGGGCUUGAGAACUGUUCGCUCGAAGAGCUCUUCCUGACGCGGCUGCACUCCCUGAAGGAGAUCGGCAGAGCUCCACAGGCCCCGCCGUUUGAGUGUCUCGUCAACGGGGGACACAUUUUGCUUUGCUGGACGCCGGGCAAUGACGAUUCAGGGUGGCUGGGGCUGGAAUACUUGUGAGCAGCCACAUGCCCUCAUCAGCCUUAUGUGCAUGGGGCAUCUGUCUGUGUGUGUGUUGUGGUGGUCAGUUUGCGGCCGCUCCGUCUGGCUGCGCGUCAGGGGCAAGGGACGGAUAACGCUGUCGAGACGAAUUCCGACGUGCCCUUCAUGCCGCCCAUGAAACAGCGCAGCCAAGACAUGCUACACUCGUGAGAGAGACAUUUAAUCUACCCUUUCAUUUACACGCAGACAGGGAUACACAGAGCUUUGUCUGCAGAACUCCUGAUCGCUCCAGGACAGCCACGUUCGGCCGCUCGCGGCGUGUGAGCAUCAGUGUGGACGCGCUGAGCAGCACUCAAACCAAGGAGAGGAGGGGCAGCAACCUUAGUCUCGGCGGUGGCCUCAGCAGCACGGUCAACGGAGGGCUGCUGCCCGUGGUUGUGCUCGGUAUGUGCACAGGCAUAGAGAGACAGAGGUGCAUUGUGUGUGGUGUGGAUCAGUGCCCAUCAUCCCGCGGGAUUGGUGUCUGGUUGCGGACGACCCGAUGUUGUUCUACGUCGAGGGCAGCAGCACCAACCUCUUCGACCUGGAGCGAUGCGCUUUCCGGCGCGCAAAGGCCAUCGUCGUGCAAGCAAACCCCAGCAGUCAGUCCGACACCUCCGCACACACAUAUGAGAUGAGGAACAGCAGUGUGGGUGUGCUGUGCGUGGGUGCGCAGGCGAGGCAGUGAACGACCCUUACAUGAUGGACGCGUCGACGGUGUUCUCUGUCCGGCUGGUGGAGGGACACCUCACUGACAAGUCACUGCUGGCCAGCCUCCCCGGCAAAUCCAGCAGGUGCGUCCGUGCGUCUGAGAGAGUCUCUCUGCAUGUGUGUGGGAUGCAUUGGCAGGCCGCCGUCCCCGACAAGUCAGCCGGAGGAGGGCAGCCUGCUGACGCGCACCAUGGACCUGCUGCCGUGCUUCCCUCUGGUCAUUGCCGAGCUGGUCUACGACGGUAUACAUGACAAACAAUCGGUCGGCACACGUGUCUCUUGUCCAGUAGUCUCUUGCUGUGCGUGAUGGGUGCAUAUGCAGGCAAUGUCGCCUUCAUUGCCCGCGAUCGAGACGUAAGCACACAUGGACGCCUUUCUCCCAUCCGAUGAAUCUCUCUCUCUCUCUCUCUCUGUGUAUGUGUGUGUCAGAACCAGCUUGCCAACGAGGCAGCUGACGUAGGCGGCCAGUCACAAAGCGCAGAAGCGGCCGCAGAGAGAGAGGGAGAUGACACGCCGCACGACAGCAGAAGAAGAGCACACAUCAACAAAGACGAUGGCCACGACAUCUCUGACCAAGAGGGCAGCGAGAGCAGCAGGUACACGCCACUGCACCACCCAGAGGCAGCCCCAGACCCCGCCACAACACUUGAGGACACCAACGGCGCCAACCCGAGACGCACCAGCUUCGCAGCCAUGUUCGGCCACUUUCUCGGCGGCCAGCACCACCACCAGCACAGCCUAAGACGGUCAUUCAUCCGAUAUUCCAUGCCAGCCAUCGAUGAGCAACACCAACAGCACCAGCAAGAGCAUCAAGAGCAGCAGAGCGACUCGAGAAGAGGCAGCACCCGAGUCAACCGCCACUCGACGCAGGCCAUCCCGUCAGCUGCACCGAUCAAGCGGACCUCUGUUGACCGAAGGAAGGCGAGCACUGAGCAGAGGAGGCAGUCGAUGUCGAUCCUCGACGUCCUCGUGUCGCCCCGCAAACGCACGAGAGCGUCCUCUGCAGCUAUAUCGCCCAUCAUGGAGCCACCGACAGCCAGCAGCAGCAAGGAGAGGAAGUUCGCGCGAAUGACGUCGCGCGAGUCCAACAGGCGGAUCUCUGACCGAUCCACACAGCCCCUGAGCAACACUAGCAACGCCAGCAAACAGGUGAAUUUGCGGGCAGUGUGGCCACACACGAGCCUGAGAGAGGAGGGCGGCGAGGCCCGUCAGGCUAUCAUCAGGGCGAGUCUCUCUAUGGUUUCGGCCCUCUCGCCAGCGGCGGGGGGUAUGGCGAGCUUCAGGGAGAGAACGAGUGAGCAGCAGAGACACACCUAUCUCUCUCUCUCUCUCUCUUUCUUUCUCUUCGUCUCUUCGUUGGUGUGUGCCAUGACGGUUGAUGUCGUGUCGGUAUGGCAUCAGGUAUAUGCAGGAGGGUCUGCUGAUGGCGGACUACCCGCUGACGUUGGGCCACUCGCCUUACCACAGGGAGUACUACAGACAUCCCCGAUACUCAUCGGGGGAACUCUUCGUGUACGAGCGAACGAGUGCUUAAGACACCCAUCCAUCCACACGUGUGUGGAUUGUUGCCGUGUGGCUGUCAAUCAGGUCGUGUGUGACAUCGUCACUGAUAGUGAACGCCUUGUUCAAUCCCUCCCUGCCACUGCUGGUCAGGGAGAUGGUCGCUAGCAGAAUUCUGGUCAGUCCCUCAGACACACACGGUUGUACGCAGACGUGCAAUCUGCACCGACCUGUGUGCAGGUGUUGUCGGUGCCUGCUUCCUUUGCUGGGAGACAGUAUGAGGGGCUCGUCAAACACUUUCUCGACGAGCGGGUCAGGCGCCAUAUGCACAGUGAUACAUGAGACAUGAUACACACGUUAACUGCGAGAACUGUGCGUGUGAAAUGUGUGCAGGAUUUGCUUCCGAUCGUCUUGUAUCGCUCUGCCUUUGUGGACCCUGCUCUCUCGCCAUUGCUCGAAAACAGCGCACUCAGCAACAAGGUGGGCACGUCAUCCGUCAAUGUACAGAAACGUACACAAGACUGGAUGGAUGGAUGGAUGUCUGUGUGCAGGUGGUGCCUGCGUCCAGUGCCCCUGAUGCAGCUUCACAGACGCCCUUUCUGAGACGGCUCAAGACCGUGGGCAACUUGCUGGGUACGUAUAGACGGACACGCGCAUUCAUUCAUCCCUCUAUCAACGUGUGCACAUACAUGACAUGCAGGCAACGCCACGCCUCCAGCCCCCUCCCACUCCUUCACAUGCCGCACACACGCCGGCAACUUCACCAGACGGUCUGCGUCAUCCCUCGGCACCGAUGACGACGACAAGCCAGGUACCCACUCGCAUGCACAGACAUAUACAGACACAUACAGACACGUGAAUUCCUGUGCGGCUGUCACGCCAUGCAACGCAGAGGGGGACGAGGGUCAGGCUGCCCCCUAUUCCUUUGCUGAGUUGCGCAAGAAGCGACGGAGCAGAUCGCUCGCCCCUGAAGCAGUGCACAAGGGUAUGGUAUAAAUGAGCGUGCCUGUUCCUCCGUACGUAUGUCUGCUGUCGUGCAGGGGCUGAGACGGAUGGCGCCACCACGCCCGGAGGACGGUGCGCUCGUCCGUGUGUGUAUAUCAAAUACCCAUGUAUACGUGUGUGUAUAUUUGUGCACAGGCCGGCCCACCCGUCCCGGCGCAAGUCGUUCCUGCGUCGGCUCUCCCUCGCACUGAGAAUCGGCAAGAGCGACAGCAUCGUCACCGAAGGGCAAGCAGCAGCCGCACAUACACACAGAGAGAGAGACAGACAAAUUUGUACACCCACGCGUGUGAAUUGCACUGCACAUACAUACAGGCAAAAGCGGGGGUCAGAACAAGUAGAGACACCACCCCUCGUAAGCGUGCCGAGCGACGCCUACAGAAAAGAGAGACACGAGAGUAUCGGUGUAUUUGUGGCAACAGGUGACGGCCGCGUCUAGCCGUACUGCGGUGCUGAGAAAGCGGAAGAAGGGGAGGAAGGCGGUCGACAAGAAAUAUCCCGUCCGCGAGCCGCUCACCGCCAUUCAGAGAAAUGGCGGGUCCAAGAACCUCAGAAUGCAAAAGUCAGCCAUCUAUGAAGCCACGAAGCCAUCGAUCAGACACACACACAUUGAGUAUGUCUGGUUUAGGUGGGUGUUGGUAGCACCGGCAGCGUCCACAACGAUCGGCGCUCUCGAUCAGGUGGGCAUCGUCAUUCGUGCCGAUGUGCAGCACAUCGUUUCCUUUAUGUGUGUGUGUGCAGGUCAUUUGCUUCUCGCCGCGAGCGAAUUUGCAUCUGUAG
This is a messenger RNA of Vitrella brassicaformis, 10163 nucleotides long. The record is from the annotation of a GenBank genome assembly. Lineage: Eukaryota; Vitrellaceae.